Messenger RNA from Candoia aspera, 541 nucleotides. Its product is annotated as protein S100-A4-like. NCBI's taxonomy places the organism in Eukaryota, Metazoa, Chordata, Lepidosauria, Squamata, Candoiidae. The coding region runs from base 58 to 363 and encodes 101 amino acids. The transcript is spliced from 2 exons. The record is from RefSeq and is a predicted model, not a curated record. Gene Ontology annotation, molecular function: transition metal ion binding; calcium ion binding; calcium-dependent protein binding.
ACUUCCACCGCUUCCCUCUGAUUCCCCCGGCCCAUCCUAUUUUAACAGCAUCCGAAAAUGGCCACCCCCCUGGAGAAAGCCCUGGACACCAUGGUUCUCACUUUCCACCAAUAUUCCGAGAAGGAAGGAGAUCAGUUCAAGCUCAACAACAAGGAACUGAAGCUGCUGCUGACGGAGCAGCUGCCCGGAUUCAUCAGCAAGAAAAGGGACGAAUCGGCGUUCCAAAAGAUUAUGAACAACCUGGAUUGCAACAAGGAUAACCAGGUGGACUUCCAAGAAUAUGCCACAUUCCUCGCCUGCAUCGCCAUGGCGUGCAAUGAUUUCUUUCACAGCUUCCCGGACAAGACGCCGCGCCAGAAAUGAAGCGUGGCGUGGAACUAAAGAGCGGGCCAGUGUGCAAAGAGGCGGGCACAGGCGCGUGAGUUCUCAUCCACUUUCUUCCCCAUAGCCUUACUGAUGCAACAGCUUCUGAAUUGGGGGUCUCUGUAGCAAGGAGAAUAGCAAUUGCCUCGUUUCCCCCCCCCCAAAACAAACAAAAUAA